CAAUCUCGCGCCCACGGGACGGGCCCUCCCUCGGCCCGGGGCCCCCUUUCCCUCCCGGGAAGCCCGGGUCCCUCCCCCGGGCGGCCGGCGGCUCCUCCUCCCGAGCCAUGGUGUGGGUCCCCGGGGGCCCCGGCGGUCCCGACGAGUCCCCGGGGGCCGGGCCCGAGGUCGCGACCCUCGAGAGGCCCGCGCUGGUCGCGUCCUCGCUGGCGGCCGCGGACGCCUCGCCGUCCCCCUGGCCCUGCCCGCGGCCGCCCGCCUCCUGCCCGGCGGUGGGCGGGUCGCCGCUGCGCCGCGCCGGCUGGGCCGGGAUGGCGGCCGGCACGUUGCUGGAGGCCGGCCUGGCCCGGGUGCUCUACUACCCGACGCUGCUCUACACGGUGUUCCGCGGGAAGAUGCCCGGCCGGGCGCACCGCGACUGGUACCACCGCAUUGACUCCACCGUGCUGCUGGGCGCGCUGCCGCUGCGGAGCAUGACGCGCCGGCUGGUCCAGGACGAGAACGUGCGCGGGGUGAUCACCAUGAACGAGGAGUAUGAGACGCGCUUCCUGUGCAACUCCUCCAAGGAGUGGAGGAAAGAGGGAGUGGAGCAGCUGUGGCUCAGCACGAUAGACAUGACAGGAGUCCCCACCCUGUCCAACCUCCAGAAAGGAGUCCAGUUUGCUCUCAAGUACCAGUCGCUAGGCCAGUCUGUCUACGUGCACUGUAAGGCCGGGCGUUCCAGGAGCGCCACCAUGGUGGCCGCGUAUCUGAUUCAGGUGUACCACUGGACUCCAGAGGAGGCCAUAAGAGCCAUCACCAAGAUCCGGUCCCACAUCUACAUCAGACCUGGCCAGCUGGAAGUUCUCAAAGAGUUCCACAAGGUGACCACUGCAGGGGCGGCCAAGAAUGAGACUCAUCACACGUCACUGACAUGACGCACGUGGGUUAGGAAGAACGCAAAACAACGCUGCUUCCUACAGAAUGAGAAUGUUUAACAGGACCAAAGGGGCUGAAGCCCAGACUUGACAUAAUAGAAAUGUGCUAAGUGAUGGUUAGUUUUGCUCCCUUUGUCUUGUUUCAUUUUCCUGAAAUAACACUGUUGUGUGGCUAGA
Cervus elaphus (red deer) is the source of this 1094-nucleotide messenger RNA. It is a transcript of the gene PTPMT1, whose product is annotated as protein tyrosine phosphatase mitochondrial 1. Lineage: Eukaryota; Metazoa; Chordata; Mammalia; Artiodactyla; Cervidae. The record is from RefSeq and is a predicted model, not a curated record. Bases 108 to 917 code for a protein of 269 amino acids. The transcript has 4 exons. Gene Ontology annotation, molecular function: phosphatidylglycerophosphatase activity; protein tyrosine/serine/threonine phosphatase activity; phosphatidylinositol-4,5-bisphosphate 5-phosphatase activity. Gene Ontology annotation, biological process: protein dephosphorylation.